This is a messenger RNA of Dromaius novaehollandiae (emu), 6807 nucleotides long. It is a transcript of the gene FBXO40, whose product is annotated as F-box protein 40. NCBI's taxonomy places the organism in Eukaryota, Metazoa, Chordata, Aves, Casuariiformes, Dromaiidae. The coding region runs from base 283 to 2280 and encodes 665 amino acids. Gene Ontology annotation, cellular component: cytoplasm. The record is from RefSeq and is a predicted model, not a curated record. Gene Ontology annotation, molecular function: protein binding; ubiquitin protein ligase activity; zinc ion binding. The transcript is spliced from 3 exons.
UAGCUGUCCCUGCUGCAGGGCCUGGGCUCAAUUAGAAGUCACUAUGAUGCCAGACGAUGGCAUUCUUGGAUUUGCUUUUUAUUUUCAAUUCAUCGUAUCAAACAGCAGGAAUUUAGAAAACUUCGUCUCUCCAGAAUCAUGUCCAAAUGCAGUAUCAUGCGCUGCACAAAGAGAGAAUGUCUCUAGCACCGGGUUCAGAAGACUCCCCCAGGGCAGCACAAGCACUGUGAGAGGUGUUUCAGCCGGCACUGCCGUGCACCGAUUGAGCCCUCCAUCUCCUGCAUGGUGAUCAGCUGCCACCUUCACUGCGGGGCCACCUUUCACAUGUGCAAGGAGGAGGAGCACCAAUUGCUCUGUCCCUUAGAGCAGGUCUCCUGCCUCAACUCGGCCUACGGCUGUCCUUUCUCCAUGGCCCGCUUUAAGCUGGCGAAGCACCUUCAGGUCUGUCCAGCCAGUGUUGUUUGCUGCUCGAUGGAGUGGAAUCGCUGGCCAAAUGUAGAUUCAGACACAACCCUCCAUGAGAACAUUAUGAAGGAAACCUUGAAUGAAGACUGUCUCGACACAGCCUUGGCCCUCAGAGACCAGAAGAUACUUUUCAGGACUUUGAAAAUGGCUGAAUUGUUUCCAGAAUGGAGAGAAAAGUAUGAAGUGGAAGAGCUAAUGGAUGAAGCCACAGGGGAGGAAGAAGGUGCUGUGGGAGGAUUAACCUGUGGUUCCCAAGAAGGUGAUGACCAAUCAUCUGAGCUCAGCCAACAUGAGCGUGAACAACUGGCAAAGGACAAGGAAGGAAUGGAUCUGGGGGGUUACAAAACCUGGGAGAACAUUUUCAGCAAAGAGCUCUUGGCUUGCAAGGUAACAGACUCAGCAGUUAGUGCAGGAAAAAAGAUGGAGGAGGCUUCCAAGAAAACAGCAUCAGCCCCUUGCGCUGAUACCUCUGCAGAGAAGGCAAAGGAGGUGCCUGAUGCAGAAGAAGCAAAAGACCAAAAGACUGAACAGGUGUCACCAAAUACAGAAAUGACAGGACUGGCUCCCUGGCAAGAAGGAGUCCUGGAGAGGUUGAAGAAAGAAGUUGGUGUAGCUGAUUACAAUAUGUAUCUGGUACAUCAUGGAGGAAUGCUCAUUCGCUUUGGCCAGCUAGCUGCUUGCACUCCCAAAGAAAAAGACUUUGUGUAUGGGAAUUUGGAAGCUCAGGAGGUAAAGACUGUCUAUACCUUCAAGGUGCCAGUUAGCUACUGUGGCAAAAGAGCACGACUAGGAGAUGCCCUGGGACACAAGAUGCCAACCUCAGACAAGUUGGUGGAUACCUCAGAAUUGGGAAUAAGCCUAGAACAACUACCUAAAGCAAAUAUAAUUAAAACCACACUGUUGUGUGCACUGGAAAAAGAACUGAAAGGCCAUGAGAUCUCUGAAGCAAGGGGUAUUGAUGGACUUUUUAUGGAUUUUGCAACACAGACAUACAACUUUCAGGUGGAACCCUUCUCCUCCAAUGCUGUUCUAGCAGAUAUUGUGGAUGAAAAAAGCCCACCCGAACUCCAUGUGGAGCUCUACACAGAAUGUGUAACAAGGAGACACAACAAAAGCAGUUCAGCUUUCACAUUCACGUGCAGUCACUUCUUCAGGAGGGAUGAGUUCCCAUCACAUUUCAAGAAUGUGCAUGCUGAUAUCCAGUCAUGUCUGGAUGGAUGGUUCCAGCAUCGUUGUCCACUGGCCUACUUGGGAUGCACUUACGUUCAAAGCCACUUCCGCCCCACUGGACAUAAGGCCAAGGUUAUAUACAGUCAGCCUCUCAAGACAUUUGCUAUUAAACCAGAGGUUGACACCGUCCUUGCUGAAUCAGGGACGUGCAACUCCUCAGUAGCUAAUCGAGGGAGAAAUAAAGACUCACUGAGUAGCCUGCCAGUAGAAGUGCUCAAGUACAUUGCUGGGUUCCUGGACAGUUUCAGCUUAUCUCAGCUAUCGCAAGUGUCAGUGCUGAUGAGGGACAUCUGUGCCACUCUUCUUCAAGAGAGAGGAAUGGUCCUACUGGUCUGGGAGAAAAAAAGAUAUUCCUACGGAGGUACUUCAUGGAAAGCUCGCAGAAAGAUCUGGCAGUUCAGCAGCCUGUUCUCCACAGUUAACAAAUGGCAGUUCAAUGAUGCCAUGAGCAUGUCUGAACACCUGAAGAAUUGUCCUUUCUACGACGUGGAGCACAAGAAGGACCCCGUGCUGCUGACGAGCAUGUGUGAACCUCAAGAGCAGAUUCAAAAGACCUUGGUCUCUACUUUCAAGCGCAGGUUCUGAAUGACCUGCAUCCCUUUCCCCAUGUUACUUUCAAGGUCAUUUGAAAGAAGAUUUGGAAAUUCAGUUCUAAAGAUUGUUGUUUCUAACUCUCCUUUGGAAAUACAAAAUUGGCUUCCCUCCAGCUAUAUCUGGAACAUCCUGCAUCUUUCUCCUGCAUUAAUUUAAUUGUUAAAACAACAUCCAUAGAGUUCUGGCACACUGCUCACUGAUGUCAUGUGCUUUUUAUUUCUUUUUCUGUUCUUUGCUUAAUUGAGAAACCUGGAGAAAGUAAUAAGGAUAUUGUUUGUAAGUAGCAUCUUGGCAACCUUGAAGAUAGGCCGUUGCUCCUACACCAUGUCCCUGAGAGAAGCAAGAGCAGUUAAUAUAGGUACAUUAAUGUAGGUACAGCUUGACUAGAUCUGGACCACCUCUCUGUUGGCUGGAGUUUCGGGGCACACAGACAGGUACCCUCCAGCCUGACAGGCCUAGGAAUUGCUAAGGUAUUCUGAGAUGUGGGCAAAGGGAAAGGAGCCCCCAAAAUAAAGUAAAUAAAUUAGAACUCCAAUGAGGACUCAGGAAUGCACCGCACAACCACCAGGACCACCAGGAAUGCACGGACAACCACCGUACAAAACCAUCAUUUAGGGCCCUAAUUCAGGCAAACACGCCUAUUUGUGGGAACAUUGUUGGGAACAUUAAAACCCAACCAAAGCAAACUCACUCAUUCUUAGAAAUAACAAAGUUGCAGACAGUUUUAGGGAGUUGGUUUUUUAUAUUUUUCAAUCAAUAAUUGGCUCUAAAUGUUUCAUUUAAAUAUCCACUAAAGCCAUCAAAAAAUAUCGGAAGACACUUUCAGAAUGUCUUACCUAAUCAGCUUUGCAAUGAACAAUUUGUCACAGCGAGGUUUUUUUUUCCAUAAAAGAAAAAACAUUCAGCAACCCAUUCAGCAUCCCAAGGUACGGAUAAUGUUUACUACAAUUAAAAAGGGGAAAAAUGGAAAAAAUCAGGAAACACUGAAGAUAUCAAAUGGAGUAGAAAGAUUUUUUCUAUUCUAACAGAGCAGAAAAGUGGUUAGGACUUGAUUGAUUUUUUGAUAAGUAAAUUAAGUUGAAAUAAGUUAAUUUGAGAGAAAGCAGGAAUGCUAUGAACAGUGGAUAUCUCAUUCCAAUAUUUAGACUGAUUUCAGACAUGCUAGUUAGAAAUGCCAUAGUUCUGGCUGCAGGUGGGAUUCCUCUGAAAUGGCUUUAGAGUGAUUCAACAGCUGGCAGACUUUGCAUACAAUCACUUUCUUUCUUAAGCUCAUACGCGUGAGCUCAGCACAUGUGAUUUGGCUUUCACCUCACAGGCAUGGGGUACCAGUACUCAUGGAUCCAUGGUGGCCUGGGCCAGGCACUCGCAUGGCAGAGCAGGUGCUGGUGCCACUGCUCUCACUACCUGGGCCAGCUGGAUUAAACCCAACUCAGGUAUAUUGAGACAUGCUGCACUUGCAGCUCCCCAUUUCAGUGUAGAUCGAAGAUGAAGUGACUACACAAGGAAGAACUAGCUCUUAUUGAUAAGGGCCAUCAGUCAUGGUUGCUGAUGAACCUGAAUCGAGCCCAUGGUAACCGAGGGCAUGAAUUGCGUGGUGCCAGAAACAACCCUGAGUACUGUUUGUCCUCAUCUAUACUUGCAGCUUAAAUGGUCCCUGUGAGAUUCUACUGUAUAAGAAUAUUUUUCUCCUCUAGAUACAUGCUCUCAGGAAAAUAUCCUUUGAUUUGUUGGGGUGCAGAUUAGUCCCAGGACUGUCAGCAGGACUAGCAGCAGUUACUGGGUUUUUUCACGGCAUUCUGUCGCCUUUCCCUAGAGAUCCUUCCUAGGAAGUCUCAUAAUGCUGUACACAUGAGAGUAAAUCUGUCUGUACAUGAAACCUGUUGAAAACAAGACAGGUAGCAACACAAUUUUAUGUACAAAAACUUGAGGCAAAAUGACACAAGGAAUCUGAGCUGGGCCAGGCUGCAGUUAAAGCUGGGUGUUCUGCUCCUUCAUCCUGUGUUUUAAUCACUGUGCAAAAACAAACUUACUGUUCUAUAAAGAUGCUUACAAAAACUCAGCUGUCCUCAGAGAAUCCACUAUGAAGUAGAUUGUCCAAUAUUAUCACGCUGUGUUUUAUAUAGGAAAGUUGAUGCAUGUGAGACAACACAAACUUUCUAGACUGGCCUUUACAUGAGGGUCUCUUUCGCGAAAGAUGCUGAGCAGCUGCAAACACAUAUCCAAAAAUCAGGUGCUAGGAUCUAAGCUUGGUAAUUAAAAAUGGAGGCACUCAAGAUUAUGGACAAUUUUAGGAGAAAAAAAGAAGAGCCUUAUACAUAAAGUCUCAGAGUGAGUCAGUGUUCAAGGCGGGUAUAAGAGACCAUUAGAAAGUAAAUUCAGUUUAUGAACUGUCUUCUACUUGAUCAGCCACUUAGCUGCUGUAAACUGGUGUAGCUCCACUGAAACUGUUUUUUGUUAGUGGUGAAUUGGGCUCAUUUUACCUUUAGUAUCAGUGUCACUGGCCUUGCUGCUAUCCUGGUUCAGGCCUACUUCUGUCAGCUUCAGGGGAUUUUCUUCUUGUAUCUUCCUUUUUCUAGAGAUCUUCUGACUUAUGUAGCAGCCUUAUAACAGGUGACCUUGCUUUUUCCCUGGGAAGGAGGUGCCAAAGUCAGACUGCAGAGAGGCUGCAGCUUUGGCAAGUGUGGUCAUCAAAGGCGUGGGUUAGAGAGGAAUGUCUCAACCACUACAUCUAGAGACCAACCUGGGUUAAGAUGCAACAUCUAGGAGACUAGACUUAGAUCCUUUUCCCUGGGGUACUACUAUAAAAUACACUGGAGAUAUACAGGCUUCUAAUUCACCAAGAGAGAAAGAAACAAAUUCACCUGGGUAAAUAUAUAUGCAUACUUUUAUAAACCGUAAAUUUGGUUAAGUCAACAGGAUUCAUUUACAGCCUGUACUUCAGCUAUACAGUAGAAGCUGAAAAUACGCAAUGACCUUUAGAUUAGUCUGGUUAAUCCCACCCUGGAAGAGGGAAGACGGUACAGCAAAGUAGAGAUCCCACUUAGAACGGUGAGUACCUACCUCACAGAUGCCAGCUGGUAGAAACUUCUUACUUUAUCUCUCAUUUAACACUAGAGAAGAGUUGUUGGCUGGUAUCAGAUGCAGUUUAAUUAAUCAGAGCAUGUAUGCCAGACUAGCCGGAUGUUGAUGGUUCUACUCAUUAGCAGGAGCUAAAGAGGGAGGAUUGGGCUUGAAUUUAGCAAGUCUUCAGCCUCCUUGUUCAGGCUUGUAACUAGGCCAGUGGAAAAUCAAAAUAAAUAGGGAAACUUUCCCAUUAGAAAGUUAGGCACCUAAAUAGGAUUUCAGACCCAAAACAUUUCUUGAAUGUCAGUUUGAGGGAUUCAAUCAGAAGAAACAUGGCAUUUGUUACUUUCUAAAACAGCUGUUUUGCUGUGGAGGGACCUGAAUUGGGAAAGUGGAUCCAAUCCAGAAGAGCAUAGAGGUUGCUCUCUGUCCACAUCUCACACUUCAGACCUUCAUGGUUUGGAUCCUGUUAGUGCUGCGCACAUGUCUUGUGAAGGGCAAGAACAAUAUUCUGCAUGCUCCGGAGACUGACAAAUUUUGCAAUGUUUCUUCUUGUUGGAAGAAUAGGAACUAGAAUGAUGGCCUCAUGGAAAUCAGAGAGAUCAGAACAGGGCAAAAAAAGCUGAGAACAAGAGAGUAGGAAGACUGGAAACGGGAAAGGUGCGUGGUUUGGAUAGAGGAGACCUGACAGAGUAAAGGUGACAUGGUGAGAGGCAAGUGGAAAAAGGUAAAAGUGUGUGUGCAUGAAGGGAAGUGGGAUGUGGAAGAGGUGAUGGGACUGGAAAUGUGUUCAGAGGAAAUAAUUCAAUUCAACAGAAACUAGAAGGAUGGGAUAGUAGAGCAGAAACAUAUUUAGUAGAGUAGAGACAUGGAGAGUAUAAGAAGGGAAAUGGAGAGUUUAUUUAUUUUGGUUUCUACUGACAAACUAAGAUAUUUGCAUGAGCCUUGUGAACUCAGUGAAUAGCAGACUCUGUUCUGAGUUAUAAACUUUACCGUGACUCUCGUUCUGUAGUGUGACCUCUGCUCUGGGGUAGACUAUUCAGCUAGUAUGUUGUUGAAAGACCAGAGCUGAGAGGACUUUGUAAAACAAUGAAAAGUCACCAGUUUUGAUGUUCCUGCAUACUCAUUGUUCACUGCCAACAACUAAUGUUCUGGAAAAUGCUUCUCUUUGAGGAAGUGGCUGGGAAUUCCCAUGCAGUGUUGUACAGUAACAUGGGAGAGAUGAUAUUUCUUAAGGGGCAAAAGGGUCGGUCAUAUAGCAACAAAUAUCAUAAGUCCAGACCAGAGGAAGAAAUUACUCGCCAGGCCUCCAACUUCCAAAACUGAGUGAGCACAGACAAGAUAAAGUUUAUCUGAACAACGUUAUUUUGUAAAGGUCUGUAACUCCUUGUUGCUUUCUUAAGAAUAAAAAUUAUUAUGGUUAAACAAAUCAAAUAAAAUACUUGUCUUAGCUUA